This is a messenger RNA of Notodromas monacha, 1406 nucleotides long. NCBI's taxonomy places the organism in Eukaryota, Metazoa, Arthropoda, Ostracoda, Podocopida, Cyprididae. The record is from the annotation of a GenBank genome assembly.
GGUGCAUUCCAUGGGAGAACAUUUGGAGCUCUGACGACAACACAUUCCAAGCCGAUUCACAAACUUGACAUUCCUGCAUUUGACUGGCCCAUUGCUUCAUUCCCGAUUUACAAGUACCCCUUGGAAGAGUUCAAGACAGAAAAUGAGGCUGAGGAUCGGAGGUGCUUAGAAGAGGUUCAAUGUCUCAUAGAGCAACGCGAGAACACUGGGAAAGAUGUUGCAGGGGUUGUCAUUGAACCAAUACAAUGCGAAGGAGGGGAUCAUCAUCCAUCCACAAAUUUCAUGCAGAAAUUGCAAGCAAUAACCAAGAAGGCGGAUGUUGGGUUCCUUGUGGAUGAAGUCCAGACAGGUUGUGGUAGCACAGGGAAAAUGUGGUGUCACGAGCACUACCAUUUGGAUGGCCCACCUGACAUUGUCACAUUCAGCAAGAAAAUGCUUACCGGUGGCUUUUACCUCUCCAAAAAAUACAGGCCGAAACAAGGGUACAGAGUCUUCAACACCUGGAUGGGGGACCCUGGGAAGAUGCUGCUCUUGGAGGCUGUUUUGCAGACAAUCAAGACUGAGAAUCUUUUGGACAAUGUGACAAAAACUGGCAAUCACCUCCUCAAGGGUCUCGAGGAUCUUCAAGCUCGCUAUCCACAGUAUCUCAAUUCAGCUAGAGGACUAGGAUUCAUUGUUUCUGUCAACUGUUUCACUGCUCUGCGCAGAGACAAAUUCAUGCAUAAGUUGAGGAAACGAGGUGUCCAUGUCGGUGGUUGCGGCGUUGACGUGCUUCGACUGAGACCGGCUCUCAACUUCACCCAACACCAUGCGGACAUUUUGUUGGACUCGCUGAAGAGUGUGCUUGCAGAAGAAGCUGGUUGAAAGGAUGAGGAGAAGAAUCAGAAGAGGAUGAAGAAAAAUUGUACUCCUUGUUUCCGUCAUUUUGUGGUAAUUGGCUUCCAUAUGCGUUUUAAAAUGAAGACAUUUCCUCAACUCGGGUGCUUCCAAUCAAUGGCGGGAAUGUGUUGCUGCUCAUUGUUCCCUGUUUUAUUCCUUGAAAAUUCAUUCAGGCAUUGCUUGCCUUUUUACGCGCCGCGGAAUUGUGUCUUCCUUGAAUGCUAGGUAUAUAUAGCCAUACUUCAUCAUCCAAUGUUCGCCCAGGUAUAUAUAUAUAUUUGUGCAAUAUGGUCUUCCAACCGAAUUUGAGUCAUUAUAUAUUGGCGAGGAAUCUUGAAGAGAAAUGUGUGUGGAGCAUCAGCAAAUGUGUAAUAGAAAGCAAAAUGGGAAGUGCUGCAGGUUUUUUUUUGCGUUUGUUUUUUCAUCAAUUGUGCUGCUGAACUGCGUAGCAUUUGUAGAAGGAACGUGUGUUUGAUGACAUUUUAUGGGAUGUGUUGAGGACGAAAUGAACCUUCUUGUGUUGGGUA